GCACGUAAUUUAUAGUCACAAACGCCGCGGGUCGGGAGAAGCGACGGAAAAUUACCGUCUCACUGACAACGCGUGCACCCGCAGUUUAGAAUUUUUAACUGUGAGUAUUAUACCUUUCUUCACUCCGGGGGCGCGAGGUGAAAAAUCCGUUACGGCCGUGGGCUCCACGUGUCUCCAGGCUGGCUGCCGCUGGCUAUUUCGUAUCACGCCGCGAGGACAGUAGGCGACGCCUUCCAGAAACAAACAGUCGAACACCCCACCAAGCGAGCGAGAGCGAGAGAGAUGGCGGAGGACGCUGUUCCGGGGGCGUGUGGUGGAGGCGCGCGGCGAGCCGCUUCAGGGAGCGCGCGAGAUCCUACACGGCGUGCAGCCGCACCUGACGUCGCUGCCGUCGAGACGAUCGACGGCGACGCGGAGGCCAUGCGCGACAGGGUCCAGCGCGUGGUGACUGCGCUCGGGGAGGUGUCAGGAGAUCUCGCCUGCGCGAUGUCCUCCACGAAGGCGGCCGAGCUCCUCGCGCUCCGCGGCGGCAGCUUCCACCCGUCGAUGCGUCUACUCGGGAACAGCCAACUCGGCGAGCGACACCUCGCGGAGCGGAACGCUGGGAACAAGCUCCCUGACGCCGGGAAGUACGCCCAGGAUGCGUACACCUCCGUUUGCUGGUGUCGCAGCCAUCUGCAUACGGUCCUCCUCCUGCUGGAGCAUAAGGGUGUCCCUGACGUGAACGUCUUCAUCGACGAGGAGCGCAUCGUCGCCGUUGGUGACCUCGCGGACGCGAUAGCGAGGGUGGAGUUGAGCGCCGGGAAGGCCGCCAGCGCACGGCAGGAUGUGCCCGGCGGCGGAGGCCAUUGAUUCCGUCGAGACUUCGUCUGCUUGAUCCCUCGUUGGUCCGUCGCUUGCUCGCGUUUGCCAUUUGACUUGUUACUGCUUUGCUACCUGUUCGUAUCGUCCGAUCGAUGAAUUUCUGAAUCAUUGGUUGAGCAUGUACUUGAGCUAGGUUUUCCUUGGAUAUAUGCAUGCCUUUUUAAUCCGAUGUUGCAAGAUUUUCUGCUUGGAUUUCUAGCUUGUUAAUUGUUCGAUUGAUCAAGAUGCACCAAUAAAUUUGCAACACGGCAUAUUGGGGGCUUAUUUUUUCUGUCAUGUUUGGGGAUUCAGAUUUAAGAAAUAAGAAUAGCUGUUGGGAGGUUAAUAUGGGCACUCAAGUAAUAAGGGAUAUUAAUCUAUUCACGAAUUAGAGCACUAGAACUUGAUCUCGUUGAGUUUGUGGGUGUCGUACAUAAAGGAUCAAUGAAUAACUGAAAAUAGGAAACUGCAUGUCUUGAUUUCAUUGUGUAUAUAUGUUUAGUUAAUUUCGAAAAUAAAACUGAGCAUCUGCAUACAUCCUGUUGAACUAAGCGUCAGUGUUUCAGGAGUUUGUUUACACUGAUGUUUCUGACAGUGCUGUUAUAUAUUCGGUUCAUCUGCAUGUAGUUUUUCGUUUUUUUGAAUGAAAAUUCUUCCUGCAUUAUGUAUGAUUGGUUUUGCAUCUUGGUAUUAGCAAGACGGUUAUGAGUUAUGACCAUUCUAAGUACUAGUGCAUAUUCAGAGCUCCUUUGAACUUUAUUUAACUCAAUAUGGAGCUAUCAAGUUCUCUUUUAUCUCCAUGUUUUAUGGUCGCUGCUACUCCUUCCAAAUUUUAAUAGUUAGGACUGUUUUUACAUGUUUCUUAGAAAAAAUCAAUGACAUCAUUAUUAAAAAUCAGGUGGAGUAAUACAUUGUAUUCCUUGCUCCUUUUUUUUUUCUUACUCUCACACGUAUAACAGAUCACCUGUGUAUCUGUCUGUACACAAGCAGGCCAUGCGUGUAAUUUUUUGGGCACUUUCUGCUAAUCUGCUCAAGGUUUGCAAUCACCGCAUGUGCAUGUCAAUAAGAGCUUUUGUUGCUUUGGACUGUAUGUGUAUUCUUUGAAUUUUUUGUAAUCCAGUAGUUUUUCUUGGAUAGAUGAAUGAGUUCUAUAAUCAUGCGAGACUUUCUACAUGAAUUAUUGGCUUGUUAAAUUAUCAAGAUGCCCCUGCUGGUUGAUGCAACGUGGAUAUUUGGGAUAGAGCAU
Molecule: messenger RNA, 2089 nt
Organism: Oryza brachyantha (malo sina)
Lineage: Eukaryota; Viridiplantae; Streptophyta; Magnoliopsida; Poales; Poaceae
Exons: 1
Coding region: 283-852 (189 amino acids)
Source: RefSeq, a predicted model, not a curated record